Pleuronectes platessa (European plaice) is the source of this 2240-nucleotide messenger RNA. RefSeq names its product CREB/ATF bZIP transcription factor (gene crebzf). NCBI's taxonomy places the organism in Eukaryota, Metazoa, Chordata, Actinopteri, Pleuronectiformes, Pleuronectidae. The record is from RefSeq and is a predicted model, not a curated record. Gene Ontology annotation, molecular function: DNA-binding transcription factor activity. Bases 398 to 1177 code for a protein of 259 amino acids. Gene Ontology annotation, biological process: regulation of DNA-templated transcription. The transcript is spliced from 2 exons.
UAACGAGCCCUGUUUGUGGUUGGUGGUCUUAUGGCAUUACUUUAACUUUUAUUAUUAUCUACUUUACUUUAAACUUCAAAGGAAAUUAUUUAAAUACAGGAAUCGCUCCACUCUCCAGUCCAGUAGGUGGCGGUAUUGCAUCAAGAGGUUAUUUACCGACCAAGAUUUAACAAACAAGAAAAACUGAAGAAAGACGAAGGAGCGAGUGUGCAGGUUGACGUCGGUCUCCAGUCGUUGCGUAGUUGUUUUAUUUUCAUGCUGUGAAAGCUUUUCUUCACAUCCAGUGACGCUCCUCGGAGGAUCUCUUCCCCUGUCGCUGAUUGUUGUUGUUUAUUUAACGAGUCGUGAGUUAGAUACCAUCUGGGCAGCAUCUCUACAGUCCCACCGUCAAGCCACAAUGAUCACCAGAAGAAGAGGCCGUGCUAUCAACAAGACAGAGACUCUUGAAGUUGAAGUGGUGGAUGCAGUUGAAACUGUAGAGGAUCUCCUACAUCCCUCGGAGGACUUCCUAGCUGAAGAUAUUGACACAGAUGGAGUAGAGCUAGACGACCUGUUUGGAAUUGAAGAAUUAAAAUGGACACUUGAAAGAGAUGCUGGGUCCCCACUCUUCGAUAUGGAGUUGGGUGAUCUCGGAGUGUACUGUGUCAAGGAUCAAGAUUCCGGGUUCGAAGCCUCAACUGCCUCGUCUCCGGAGAGAAUGGCAUCAGACUUGAAGAACAUGAACAGACAGAACCAGUCAAAUGACGCGACCAACAAAAAUGCUAUUGCUGCCAGAUUGAACCGUCUCAAGAAGAAAGAAUAUGUCAACAGCCUGGAGAAGAAAGUUGGCGUCCUAUCAACAGAAAACAACGUGCUCAAAAAGGAAAAUUGUCAGCUUACCAAGAGAGUGGAAGAAUUGGAAGAUGAGACCAGGUACCUCAGAGCUGUGCUGGCCAAUGAGAGCAUGUUAGCCCAGCUCUUGUCCAGGCUGAGCGGUGUGAAUGGGAUGAAAUUAUCUUCCUCCAUUUUCCAGGGUCCUGACUCAAACGACCACGACUACGCCUUACCCAGGAAGCGUGUGAAAGUGGAGGAGAAAGAGACAUCUGGUGGCGUGUGUCUGCACGUGGACAAGAACCACGUCUCAGUGGAGUUCUGCACCAAGUGUGCAGAGAGUGCAAGCACAUCACUCAAAAUGUAGGGUCAAGUACUUAUCUCUGUUUUCAGAUAAUGAGACUGAACUUAAUAUGGCUCAGUUUACUGAACUUGUUGAAGGUGGAUGAACACUGUUGAGUUAGUUAAGUUUAAAUAAGAACUGCUGAUUGUGCAUGUGUUUCUGUGUGAUGAUGGAUUAAGUACACGUUACUGCUAAACCUUGUUGACAGUUUCUUCUAGGUAAUGGUUGAUCCACCAUGCGGGAUGAGUGGCUUUCUGAACACCUUGCCUGCUUGACUCCAUGGUAAGGAUCAGACAAGAAAAGACUUUGUUUUUCACAGACCUGAAGCGUUCAGCAGCGAACUUAGUACUACAUUUUUUUAUUCAGUUCUUGUUCUGAGCUAGUGGAUAUUGAAUACUUUACUUAUUUUCUUUUGUUAAUGGUUUGUUUUAGGAAAUGGUUUGAUUUAAGUUAAGAUUUGACUAAUAGUAAAUUUAAAGUUUCCUGAACGCUAGAAUGUAAAGAUGACGGUGAAGGUCCACAAAGAGUUAUUUCUGCAUCAGCUGCCAAAUUGGAACACAAAUUGGAGUGCGCUAAACUGUUAAAAAAAAUUUAAUUCUUUGUUUUGAUAAAAUGUAUCUCUUUGUGAACCUUCAACACUGUACAAAAGAAUUCCUUCAUUUAGCGCCACCUAUUUUUCUUUAUGCUAAAGUGGAUUCUGCUGGUGGAAGGCGAAGAGGCUGGACAAGCUGCUGCCAACGUUGCCUGGUAUUUUUUUAAAGGUAGUAUCGGUACCAAAUGGUAUAAGUGAUUACACUCUCCCAAAACUCCACAACAUCAGUAGAUGUAGGUCUUGGCAGUGCAGCCGGAGGGCUGACUGCAUCUGCUCCAUUACUUGGAGCCAUGCCACCAGAAGUUUGAUAAUCUCAGAAUCAUAUCUUGUAUAUAUUUACAUAUUGGAAUGUAUUCAAUACAUACAUCAACUGAUGAUAUUGACCAUUUUGGUUAAAUGUGAUAAAGUGUAAAUCUGUAUAUAUCUUUGAAUACAUAUUGUUUGAAGUCAAUGACCUUUGAGAAAUGUUGGACAAAUAAAUCAUAUUUUCAUUAA